CCCUACUUGAAGAAAGUCGUGUCCGCCUUCAGAGUGGCAUCACCGGCGGAAACAAAGCUCCAUGCGCAAGAGGCUAAAACCGGGUUCAUCAUCGAACAGACACAGCACGGAAACUUUGCUCCGAACGACUUUCUCGAUCGCGAGACCUCCACGUUCUAUCAGAAACUGUUGGACGAUGUCUACUUUCAAAAUUGUGCCGCCCUCAGCACGAAAACCAAUCCACUAAGGGCUUCACUGAACGACUAUAUACUGCGCGUGCAGCAGUCUGGCAUCCUGUAUCACUGGGGAACAAUGACCGCCAUCCGCUACCUUCCGACGGAAGUGUUCCGCAAUAUCGCCAACGCACGUCAGCAUCUUCACGACGGGGACGCUGCUCCCCUCGAGAUCGGCCAUUUCCUAGGCGCGUUUUUCAUUUUGGGCUAUGGAUUGCUGUUCGCCGGAUUAGUUUUUCUUGUGGAACUAUGGGGCACUAAGGUGACCCGUCGCUUGAAAAACCGUUUGACGUAA
This is a messenger RNA of Anopheles cruzii, 507 nucleotides long. RefSeq lists its product as uncharacterized. The transcript has a single exon. The annotation marks the transcript as partial. The record is from RefSeq and is a predicted model, not a curated record. NCBI's taxonomy places the organism in Eukaryota, Metazoa, Arthropoda, Insecta, Diptera, Culicidae.